AUGUGUUCGGUUAAGGCUCCAGUAACCCCCAUGAGGGCGAUGUCAACUUUGAAUGAAACAACUUUGAGUGAAGCAACUUUGAGUGAAGCAACUUUGAGUGAAGUAACUUUGAGUGAAGCAACUUUGAAUGAAGCAACUUUGAGUGAAGCAACUUUGAGUGAAGCAACUUUGAAUGAAACAACUUUGAGUGAAGCAACUUUGAGUGAAGCAACUUUGAGUGAAGCAACUUUGAGUGAAGCAACUUUGAGUGAAGCAACUUUGAGUGAAGCAACUUUGAGUGAAGCAACUUUGAAUGAAGCAACUUUGAGUGAAGCAACUUUGAGUGAAGCAACUUUGAGUGAAGCAACUUUGAGUGAAGCAACUUUGAGUGAAGCAACUUUGAAUGAAGCAACUUUGAGUGAAGCAACUUUGAGUGAAGCAACUUUGAAUGAAACAACUUUGAGUGAAGCAACUUUGAGUGAAGCAACUUUGAGUGAAGCAACUUUGAAUGAAGCAACUUUGAGUGAAGCAACUUUGAGUGAAGCAACUUUGAAUGAAACAACUUUGAGUGAAGCAACUUUGAGUGAAGCAACUUUGAAUGAAACAACUUUGAAUGAAGCAACUUUGAGUGAAGCAACUUUGAGUGAAGCAACUUUGAGUGAAGCAACUUUGAGUGAAGCAACUUUGAAUGGAGCAACUUUGAGUGAAGCAACUUUGAGUGAACCCUGCAAAAUGAAGUACCUUUUCAGUGAAAUAACCUUGAGGUGCGAGUUCCAUGCUGGGACUGCUUACUCUGGCAGUGGCGUCAGGUGGCCCGUAGCUAGUCCUGGUGACCCUGAUGCUAAGCUUGGUGAUUGUGAUGCUAGGCCUGGUGACCCUGAUGCUAGGCUUGGUGAUUGUGAUGCUAGUCCUGGUGACCCUGAUGCUAGGCUUGGUGAUUGUGAUGCUAGGCUUGGUGACCCUGAUGCUAAGCUUGGUGAUUGUGAUGCUAGGCUUGGUGACCCUGAUGCUAAGCUUGGUGAUUGUGAUGCUAGUCCUGGUGACCCUGAUGCUAGGCUUGGUGAUUGUGAUGCUAGGCUUGGUGAUUGUGAUGCUAGGCUUGGUGAUUGUGAUGCUAGGCUUGGUGACCCUGAUGCUAAGCUUGGUGAUUGUGAUGCUAGGCCUGGUGACCCUGAUGCUAGGCUUGGUGAUUGUGAUGCUAGGCCUGGUGACCCUGAUGCUAGGCUUGGUGACCCUGAUGCUAGGCUUGGUGACCCUGAUGCUAGGCUUGGUGAUUGUGAUGCUAGGCCUGGUGACCCUGAUGCUAGGCUUGGUGAUUGUGAUGCUAGGCCUGGUGACCCUGAUGCUAGGCUUGGUGAUUGUGAUGCUAGGCCUGGUGACCCUGAUGCUAAGCUUGGUGAUUGUGAUGCUAGGCCUGGUGACCCUGAUGCUAGGCUUGGUGAUUGUGAUGCUAGGCCUGGUGACCCUGAUGCUAGGCUUGGUGACCCUGAUGCUAGGCUUGGUGACCCUGAUGCUAGGCUUGGUGAUUGUGAUGCUAGGCCUGGUGACCCUGAUGCUAGGCUUGGUGAUUGUGAUGCUAGGCCUGGUGACCCUGAUGCUAAGCUUGGUGAUUGUGAUGCUAGGCCUGGUGACCCUGAUGCUAAGCUUGGUGAUUGUGAUGCUAGUCCUGGUGACCCUGAUGCUAAGCUUGGUGAUUGUGAUGCUAGGCCUGGUGACCCUGAUGUUAAGCUUGGUGAUUGUGAUGCUAGGCUUGGUGACCCUGAUGCUAAGCUUGGUGACCCUGAUGCUAGGCUUGGUGACCCUGAUGCUAGGCUUGGUGACCCUGAUGCUAGGCCUGGUGACCCUGAUGCUAAGCUUGGUGAUUGUGAUGCUAGGCUUGGUGACCCUGAUGCUAAGCUUGGUGAUUGUGAUGCUAGGCCUGGUGACCCUGAUGCUAGGCUUGGUAAUUGUGAUGCUAGGCUUGGUGACCCUGAUGCUAAGCUUGGUGAUUGUGAUGCUAGGCUUGGUGACCCUGAUGCUAAGCUUGGUGAUUGUGAUGCUAGGUCGGUUCCCACACCUGGUGACCCUGAUGCUAGGCUUGGUGAUUGUGAUGCUAGCCCUGGUGACCCUGAUGCUAGGCUUGGUGAUUGUGAUGCUAGGCUUGGUGACCCUGAUGCUAAGCUUGGUGAUUGUGAUGCUAGGCUUGGUGACCCUGAUGCUAAGCUUGGUGAUUGUGAUGCUAGGCCUGGUGACCCUGAUGCUAGGCUUGGUGACCCUGAUGCUAGGCUUGGUGACCCUGAUGCUAGGCAUGGUGAUUGUGAUGCUAGGCUUGGUGACCCUGAUGCUAGGCUUGGUGACCCUGAUGCUAAGCUUGGUGAUUGUGAUGCUAGGCUUGGUGACCCUGAUGCUAGGCUUAGUGAUUGUGAUGCUAGGCUUGGUGACCCUGAUGCUAGGCUUGGUGACCCUGAUGCUAAGCUUGGUGAUUGUGAUGCUAGGCCUGGUAACCCUGAUGCUAGGCUUGGUGACCCUGAUGCUAGGCUUGGUGAUUGUGAUGCUAGGCCUGGUGACCCUGAUGCUAGGCUUGGUGACCCUGAUGCUAGGCUUGGUGAUUGUGAUGCUAGGCCUGGUGACCCUGAUGCUAAGCUUGGUGAUUGUGAUGCUAGGCCUGGUGACCCUGAUGCUAGGCUUGGUGACCCUGAUGCUAAGCUUGGUGAUUGUGAUGCUAGGCCUGGUGACCCUGAUGCUAGGCCUGGUGACCCUGAUGCUAGGCUUGGUGACCCUGAUGCUAGGCUUGGUGACCCUGAUGCUAGGCUUGGUGACCCUGAUGCUAGGCCUGGUGACCCUGAUGCUAGGCUUGGUGAUUGUGAUGCUAGGCCUGGUGACCCUGAUGCUAGGCUUGGUGACCCUGAUGCUAGGCUUGGUGACCCUGAUGCUAGGCUUGGUGACCCUGAUGCUAGGCCUGGUGACCCUGAUGCUAGGCUUGGUGAUUGUGAUGCUAGGCCUGGUGACCCUGAUGCUAGGCUUGGUGACCCUGAUGCUAGGCUUGGUGACCCUAAUGCUAGGCUUGGUGACCCUGAUGCUAGGCCUGGUGACCCUGAUGCUAGGCUUGGUGAUUGUGAUGCUAGGCCUGGUGACCCUGAUGCUAGGCUUGGUGACCCUGAUGCUAGGCUUGGUGACCCUGAUGCUAGGCUUGGUGACCCUGAUGCUAGGCCUGGUGACCCUGAUGCUAGGCUUGGUGAUUGUGAUGCUAGGCCUGGUGACCCUGAUGCAAGGCUUGGUGACCCUGAUGCUAGGCUUGGUGACCCUGAUGCUAGGCUUGGUGACCCUGAUGCUAGGCUUGGUGACCCUGAUGCUAGGCUUGGUGACCCUGAUGCUAGGCUUGGUGACACUGAUGCUAGGCUUGGUGACCCUGAUGCUAGGCUUGGUGACCCUGAUGCUAGGCUUGGUGACCCUGAUGCUAGGCUUGGUGACCCUGAUGCUAGGCUUGGUGACCCUGAUGCUAGGCUUGGUGACCCUGAUGCUAGGCUUGGUGACUCUGAUGCUAGGCUUGGUGACUGUGAUGCUAGGCUUGGUGACCCUGAUGCUAGGCUUGGUGACCCUGAUGCUAGGCUUGGUGACUCUAAUGCUAGGCUUGGUGACUGUGAUGCUAGGCUUGGUGACCCUGAUGCUAGGCUUGGUGACCCUGAUGCUAGGCUUGGUGACCCUGAUGCUAGGCUUGGUGACCCUGAUGCUAGGCUUGGUGACCCUGAUGCUAGGCUUGGUGACCCUGAUGCUAGGCCUGGUGACCCUGAUGCUAGGUUUGGUGACCCUGAUGCUAGUCUUGGUGACCCUGAUGCUAGGCUUGGUGACCCUGAUGCUAGGCCUGGUGACUCUGAUGCUAGGCCUGGUGACCCUGAUGCUAGGCCUGGUGACCCUGAUGCUAGGCUUGGUGACUGA
Messenger RNA from Procambarus clarkii (red swamp crayfish), 3894 nucleotides. Lineage: Eukaryota; Metazoa; Arthropoda; Malacostraca; Decapoda; Cambaridae. The record is from RefSeq and is a predicted model, not a curated record.